Messenger RNA from Drosophila ficusphila, 4567 nucleotides. It is a transcript of the gene Rbp9, whose product is annotated as ELAV-like protein 2. The record is from RefSeq and is a predicted model, not a curated record. Lineage: Eukaryota; Metazoa; Arthropoda; Insecta; Diptera; Drosophilidae. The transcript has 8 exons. Gene Ontology annotation, molecular function: RNA binding. Gene Ontology annotation, cellular component: ribonucleoprotein complex.
AAAUCAGUUUAUUUCUGUUCUGUUGAGUUGCAGGAACGCGUUCUUUUCUACUUUCCGUUCAGUUUUAUUUCCUUAUUAUUAUUGUUAUUACGAAUUUGUUUCACGUUUCGGUUUGGCUUGGUUUUUCAUUUUCAAACGGUCCACAAUCAACGCAAUUUGAUUAAUUAUAUUCCAGAAAUUAUUUGCUUCGGUUAAUUUGUAUGAGUAUAACUUUUCCGUUCGCCUCGCUUUUUGUUUUGUGGAGCGCUUUCUCGAUCGGUUUUCGUUUGGUUCGGUUAUUAUUAAAGAUAUAAAACCAAACAUCCCCCGAAAAUUGUUUCGUAAUCGCGAAGAAACCAGCAAAUCAGCAACCAUUUUAAUUCGAUUAGCCCGGAUAAAAAUCAGAGUAAAAUUUCUGGCAUACCAUAUAACUUAUACGUAGUGGAUAUCGUUGGUGGCGCGCUUUUAACUAGGCUAUAGUAAAAGCUGAAAUCAGGCAGCACAAUUCUUUAACCACUGCGGUUGGUCGACGUCUGUAUCUGAAAAGGACUUCACAGCAGUAUUAUAUCUACAGUCACUUAUUUGAUUUACUCACCAUCUUUAUCUCUGUCUAUUGAACAAAUUUUCUAAUAACAAAGCCGAGCAGCUUCUGCAUUAUGGUCGAGGGUCAAACAGCCGUGCAACAGCAGCAACAACAGCCUUCCGGAGCGGGCGGUGCCAGUGGCGUUGGGGGCACCACCGGAACCGGCGGAGGAUCGACAUCCGCCAAUAAUGUGGCCAACAGCCAAGCUCAAACAAACGGAGGCACCACUGCGGCAUCGACCACGUCAGCGGGCACCGGAUCCACAACAAAUGCGGCUGGUGGUGGCCAAGCCUCUGCCAACAAUGCGGCGAACAACAAUAAUAACAACAAUAACAACUCCACGGCAAACAACAACAAUAACGAGCCAGACCCCAAGACCAAUUUGAUUGUUAACUACUUGCCACAGACGAUGUCGCAGGACGAGAUUCGUUCGCUGUUCGUUAGCUUUGGUGAGGUGGAAAGCUGCAAGUUAAUACGGGACAAGGUGACAGGCCAAAGUUUGGGUUAUGGAUUCGUCAACUACGUUAAGCAGGAGGACGCGGAAAAGGCAAUCAACGCGUUGAAUGGCCUGCGGCUGCAGAACAAAACCAUUAAGGUCUCCAUUGCUCGCCCCAGCUCCGAGAGUAUCAAGGGUGCCAAUCUCUAUGUAUCGGGUCUUCCAAAAAAUAUGACACAGUCGGAUUUGGAAUCAUUGUUCAGUCCAUACGGCAAGAUCAUAACCUCGCGUAUUCUUUGUGAUAAUAUCACUGGUCUCUCCAAGGGCGUUGGCUUUAUACGCUUCGAUCAGCGAUUUGAGGCCGAUCGGGCCAUCAAGGAGCUGAACGGCACAACUCCGAAGAAUUCCACCGAACCGAUAACCGUGAAGUUCGCCAACAAUCCUAGCAGCAACAAGAACAGCAUGCAGCCGCUGGCAGCUUACAUAGCGCCCCAAAACGCACGGGGCGGUCGAGCUUUUCCGGCCAACGCUGCUGCCGGAGCGGCAGCUGCCGCCGCUGCAGCUGCCAUUCAUCCCAACGCGGGUCGUUACAGCUCUGUAAUCUCGCGCUACUCACCGCUGACCAGCGACCUGAUCACCAACGGCAUGAUCCAAGGCAACACCAUUGCCAGCUCGGGCUGGUGUAUUUUCGUCUACAACCUGGCACCCGAGACCGAGGAGAACGUGCUGUGGCAGCUGUUUGGGCCAUUCGGAGCCGUGCAGUCCGUCAAGGUGAUCCGUGACCUGCAGAGCAACAAGUGCAAGGGCUUCGGCUUUGUCACCAUGACAAACUACGAGGAGGCGGUCCUGGCCAUUCAGUCGCUUAACGGCUACACACUUGGCAACCGAGUGCUUCAGGUCAGCUUCAAGACCAACAAGAACAAGCAAACGUAAUUAUUAACCAAGUUGGCUGCUGUUGUCAAUGCCAAUGCGGCGGCGGCGGCUUUGGCGGCCAAUGGUCUAGUCAUCCACAAUCAACACCACCACCACAGCAACAUCGGUAGCAUAAGCAAUAGUAACAACAGCAACGGCUGCAGCGCGGCAGCCCAUCCACUCGGCAAGUACGUUAACCACAGCAACAACAGGCAGCACAACACCAACAGCAACAUCAGCAGCACCGCUGGCAAGCAGAAGCAGCCGGCAACCUCGAGCAGCAAGCAACAAUCAACGGCGCCACCAAAGAGAUCGGCAACCAGCAGUGCGACAACAUCAGAAGAGGUGGCCACCGCAGCCACCAACAGCAGCAGCAGUAGUCACUCGCUGUCCAGCGGCGAGGUCGGAGCCCCCGCCUCGGCCACCGCCACCGCUGCAUCCUCCUCGUCUUCGUCGAGCAACAACAUCCUGAAGACCUCCACGAAGUUCAUCUACAACAAGCCCCAGAACCACUACGAGUUGCUGCAGCAGCAGCUGCAGCUUCAGCAAGAGUUCGCCCAGUUCCUGACCAACGUGGCCAACAGCGCCGCGGCCCAACCCGGGAACAGCUCCACCAGCGCGGGGAGCCAGCGCAACGGAAGCGGAGGCACCAUCAACAUGGGACUGGGAAUGGCGGCCAACUCAUCCGGCGGCGGUUCGGUAGUGGGCAACAAGAACGGCAACAGCAGCAGUGGCUACAUGCCCACCUGGUCUAAUUGGUUCUUUUAAUGUUCGACUUGGUUUUGUCAUCAGCCCACUUCAUGGAUCCUUUGUAAAUUUAAGCAUAAUUACUCAGCUUUGGUUAAAUGCGCUAACUUUGAAGAACGCAAAACAAUUGAUUUAUUAAUUUUUUUUUUAACUUUUAUUUGUUUUUUUUAGUGAAACUUAAAAAUAUGUUUCUUACGUUAAAUAAGUUGUGAAAUCGAUUUUUUGUUUGUUUGACUAUACUUUUGUUUAUCCUAGCCUAGAUUCAAUGUGUAAGACCUAACAUUUUCGUUGAUGCACUUUUAAAACGUCUAGUCGACUUUCGCAAAGAGAAUAACUUCCAGAAAGAUAGAGGAAACAGAAAGGUAAAGCUGUAGUUAAGUUUUUGUUUGAGAUGUAGAAGAAAGCAUACUCUACGGAUAUUUUAAAACAGAGAAUAAUAAAUACAAUUUGCAGGCAUAGAAGCCCCAAUCCACCAAAAAAAAAGAAAAGAAAAGGAAACAAACUUGACAAAUAUUUAAGCUAUAAAUAAAUGUAUAAAAUGAGAUACGGAAAACAGAACUGAAUGCGUAAACAGAUAGAGGCGUUUGGCUUAUAGUCAAACCACUUUGCAAAUAGACAAUGCAGAAUGAGGAGGAAAGCUAGAUGCAGAAAAAAUGAAACAGCAAAAUAAAUAAGACAUACAUGUGUUUAUGUUUUAUAAAUUUAAUGUAUAACUUUUGCUAAAAAUAAAUGAUGUAUGCAUAAUAAUACACUUAAACCUUUUAUUCGUAACAUUUGUUAAAUUACCCAGUAAACCUUCGCCUAGUCACUUUCAUGAGUUAAUCAUUACCUUUCGGUAUAUAACAUAGAUCUAGGCUCUCUAAAAUCUUGGUAGUGACAUUAACGUGAAAUCGGGUCAGCAGAUGAGCGAGCAAAAAAGAGCUGAGAGAAAAACACCCAUGAGAAUUUCUUCAAAUACAACGAAUAAAUAUUUAAGAAAAUUUGAAAUCAGCAAGUGGAAUAAAAUACCUGUCAAAUCAGAGAGAGAGAGAGAGUUAUAAUAAAGAGUAAUCAACGAUUGUAAAGCUUAAACAAGAGCCAGCUAAGUAAUCUAAGCACGCCACUCCAAUCGAAGUUAAUGUAACUAAAGACAAAGAUCAGAACAAAGUCCCUCCCUAGAAAAGCAAGCGACAAGAAACAAAAGUAAACAAUGCGAGAUGUACGUAACAUAGAUGACAAAACGCGUUUCAGCCUAACGAAUUUGAUUAAGCCCAACUCAACAGCAAUAACGUAAACUAAAACAAACAAACGACAAAUUAAAAAAUUGCCAAACUAAAUAUAGCAAAUUUUAAAACACAAAAAUGGACGUGAAAAUUGAAAGCGUGAAUCAAGCUGAUAUAUGGAAGUUUUUCGAGAGCCUGGCAUUGACAAAAUUGGAAACGAUAUACAUACAGAUAUAGAUAACAUGGUGCUUCACAGAAUUCCUUUUGAAAAAACCUAAACGCAAAUGAGAUUUUUUUAAAAUAUAUUUUUAUUUUAAAAAAACUUGAUUUGAAGUUGCUCGGAAAACUAUGUAACCCCACACUUUUAUUUGUAAGAUUUCUUUUCAUUUCUAACGAGCCGAGACCCCGAAAUGAAAAAGUGGAAAUGUUACACGACAUUGACUAUGCUAUAUCUCUAUAAAAUCUAUAACUAUUUAUGAAAACUAUUACAUAUGAUUAACAAUAUAUUGAUGUUGUGUAUUGCAAAUUUUAAAUGUUUAUACAUACAUGCAUACCACGAAAAAAUUAUGAAUACUAAUUCAUGGCAUGCAUUAACAAACCGGAAAUCCAUUUUCAUGUAUACGUCAAGUAAAUUUAUUGCAUACUAUUUAAAACUAAUUACCAUGAAAGAAUUAUAUACAAAAAUAUAUUAACUACAUGUAUCGUUAA